ACAAAAUUCUAUGUUCCAUAAAGCUCGAUAAAAAGCUCAUUCUUUACGCCCCUAACUGAGCUCAGAAAAAUGCAAACCAACGCAGGUCUCAUGCUUCUGACUAUAUGAGCAUUCAAAUUUUGGAGAAUCAGAGCAAACCUUGUCAAUCUCGAAGUAUAGAGAAAUGAGUCUUCAAGUUUUCAGGCAUUGGAUCCCAACUGUCAAAGAUGCAUUUGAUCGAACACUAAUGGUGGCCAAAUUCUUCUGCGGCCUUCAUGUCACCAAUACUUUCCUCUGUACCUGUGCUCUGGCUAUGGGACCUAGCAUGCUACCCACAUUGAACCUGACAGGAAGUUUAGUCCUGGUAGAGAGACUAUCAAUCCGAUUUGGGAAAAUGGCUUCGGGUGACGUGGUCCUGAUUCGGAGCCCUGAAGAACCCCGAAAGGUUGUGAUCAAGAGAAUAGUUGGUGUUGAAGGUGAUGCUGUUGGUAACGAAGAGGCAACUGCUGUUGUGCCGAAGGGACAUAUCUGGAUAGAGGGAGAUAACAAACAUAAUUCUAGAGAUUCAAGGCAAUUUGGACCUGUUCCUUAUGGGCUCUUAGAGGGCAGAGUUUUCUGGGUGAUGUGGCCUCCUGAAGAUUUUGGAUCAGUGGGUAGAAAAGUGGAAAACAACAGCCUAGAAAGAUCCAAAGAAGGGUUUUCUGUCCAUGCACCUCUGAAAAACCAAUGGUUUAUUUUCACUCAGAUACAAAUGCAGCUCUUCCUCUGUGCUUGGGAUCAGAUGUUGUAUUAAACCACAGUGCAUUAAACCAGAUCUAUUUGAAACAUAUGGUGUUUAUGCCAUCACUGUACAAAUAUCUUUGUGGUUAUAAACUUGGGAUCCAUUAACUAGCUAUGUACAAAGUUCUGUUUUGUUUCUAUAGAGAUAAAUUAUGUGGUGGCUCAUUCAUCAAUGCAAACUUUAAAAGGGCAUGGGUUACACGUAAUGGAGGGUUUGAAUGUCUGUUUUAUGUUUGGUUGCACGCAUGA
Molecule: messenger RNA, 1008 nt
Organism: Coffea eugenioides
Lineage: Eukaryota; Viridiplantae; Streptophyta; Magnoliopsida; Gentianales; Rubiaceae
Product: mitochondrial inner membrane protease subunit 1-like
Exons: 5
Coding region: 164-772 (202 amino acids)
Cellular component (GO): mitochondrial inner membrane peptidase complex; membrane
Molecular function (GO): serine-type endopeptidase activity
Source: RefSeq, a predicted model, not a curated record